Molecule: messenger RNA, 885 nt
Organism: Dermatophagoides farinae (American house dust mite)
Lineage: Eukaryota; Metazoa; Arthropoda; Arachnida; Sarcoptiformes; Pyroglyphidae
Product: Kv channel-interacting protein 4
Molecular function (GO): calcium ion binding
Source: RefSeq, a predicted model, not a curated record
UCAUUUCAAAAAAAAAAAAAAAAAUGUUUGGCAAUAAAAAUGAAGAUUUAGACAUCGAUAUUGAUCAACCAUUGUUUGCACGACCUAAACAUGAUGGCCUGGAUGCAUUAUGUCAAAUGACACAUUAUGAUAAAAAAGAAUUAAAAUUGAUAUAUCAAGGAUUUAAACAGGAAUGUCCAAAUGGUUACUGUUCUGAAGAGGAAUUUGUCAAUAUUUUUGCCAAAUAUUUCCCACAAGGAGAUGCAACAAAAUAUGCCCAUCUUGUAUUCAAUACAUUACGGCCAAUGUGUGAUCAAGAAUCUGGUUGUCUAAAUUUUGGUCAAUUCAUAAAGGCAUUAUCAUCAUUAUCAAGAGGAACAGUGAAAGAAAAAUUGAAUUGGAUUUUCAAUCUAUACGACAUUGAUCGUGAUGGCUAUAUUAGUAGAAAUGAAAUGCAUUUAAUCACCAAUGCUAUCUAUGAAUUAUUGGGAGAAUGCGCAAUACCAUUGAGUGAUAUUCGUAAUGCAAAAGAACAUGCAGAUUUAUUUUUUCAUAAAAUUGAUCUCGAUAAAGAUGGAUUAAUAUCAUUCGAAGAAUUUGUUAAUUGGUGCAAAAAAGACUCAAAUAGGCUAGCUGAAUUUCAAAAAUUCGAUACCGUCAUCUAGAUUUUCGCAUUUUUUUUUUUUUUUUCUUCUUCUUCGUUUUGGUUCCACACACAUUCCUGGUUGUCUUCUCAUUCGAUUCAUCACGGAUUUUCGCUUGUUUCAAUCACUUAUUUAUGUGCACAGCACUGGAGAGAGAGAGAGAGAAAAAAAAAAGUUCAAUUAAUUUCUCAAAAAAAAACUUUCACUUUUUGCCUUAGCCUAAAUUUAAAUUUAUGUGUGUAUGAAUAUUCAUGAAUGUAAA